AUGAAUAGUGAUACACGUUUAAUAUUAGGUAAUAUAUCAUUAAAAUUAAUAAAUAUUAUACAAGAUAAAACAAAUAUAAAUCAUUAUUCAACAUGCUUUUCAUCAACAUUUCGACAACAAAAUCUUCUAUUAGAUAAAUCAUCUAUACGUCAAUUAGAAAUACCUGGACAAUAUACAACUAAAAAACAAAAACCAUUAAUUCAACAUCAUAUUCAAAUUGUUGUUAAAGCUGGAGAAGAUAUACGACAAGAUCAACGUAUUCAACCUUUAUUUUCAAUUAUCAAUGAUCUUUAUGAUAAUUAUCCAAAUUCUAAUCAAUCAAAUUCAGCUUAUAUUGCUCUACGAACUUAUAAAGUUAUUCCAGUGUCAUCAAAAUUGGGUAUGAUCGAAUGCCUUGAUAAUACACCUCCAUUAAAAUAUCUUAUUCAAGAAUGA
Rotaria sordida is the source of this 435-nucleotide messenger RNA. NCBI's taxonomy places the organism in Eukaryota, Metazoa, Rotifera, Eurotatoria, Philodinida, Philodinidae. The record is from the annotation of a GenBank genome assembly.